AUGGCGACCAGGGUCAUCAGGAAGUUCUUCGUGGGCAACCUUCCGUGGACGGUCGGUUCUCGUGAGCUCAGAACCUACUUUUCCGAGUUUGGGCCCCUGGUGUCUGCCAACAUCAUAUUCGACCGCAACACCGGCAUAUCUCGCGGCUAUGGCUUCGUGGUUUUCAGCUCUGACGUAGGACUUCUGCAGCUGUACGGACUGUACAAGCAAGCGAUCGCCGGUCCGUGCAGCAUCCCUAGACCUAGUUGGUACCAGUUGCAGGCAAAGCAGAAGUGGGAUGCAUGGAAGGAGCUGGGAGAAAUGUCUUCAGAAGAUGCGAUGGAGCAGUACGUGGGACUCGUCAGGGAACUCGACCCGGGCUGGGACGACAGCUCCGAGCUGGAGACAAGCAAGCACAAGAUCGGUUGGGUUUCCGUGAGCUCCAUGCCGAAGCCCGACGACGUGGUGGAAGCAGAGAAGACGGUGUUUGACUGGGUCAGGGAGGGCAAUGUCAGCAAACUAGAGGAAUGCAUGGAUAAAACGGAAGCGAAUGCAGACAUCGACCGUCGAGAUGCUGACGGAAUGGGUUUGAUUCACUGGGCGGCCGACAGAGGCCAUGCCGCGGUGCUGCAGUUUCUGGUCCACGAGUUGCAUGCAGAUGUGGAUCUGAGAGAUCGGGACGGGCAGACUGCGCUGCACUAUGCUGCAUCUUGUGACCACAGUGAAGCUGUGAAGUGGCUGCUGGCUGCAGGAGCCUCUUCCACGAUCGCUGACAGUGACGGCCUGACUCCUGUGGAAGUGGCAGGCAGCGAGGAUACUGCUAACCUUUUUCAUUCUUGUGGAAAUAAGUAA
Messenger RNA from Bacillus rossius redtenbacheri, 831 nucleotides. Its product is annotated as acyl-CoA-binding domain-containing protein 6-like. Bases 1 to 831 code for a protein of 276 amino acids. Gene Ontology annotation, molecular function: RNA binding; fatty-acyl-CoA binding; protein binding. The transcript has 2 exons. NCBI's taxonomy places the organism in Eukaryota, Metazoa, Arthropoda, Insecta, Phasmatodea, Bacillidae. The record is from RefSeq and is a predicted model, not a curated record.